AUAUUUAAAGCAACACAACAUAUACUCGAGGAAUCUGCUAUCAUGGUCAAUGUUCCCGGAAAGCAGGACGCCCAAAGCGUUCAGUACAUGGAGUACUCCCGUCAAAUCAGAGCUAUGAUUGUUCCGGGAGCUAUCCAGCUCUGCUCCGGGUCAAUCGGAUUACGCAUUUUUCGGGUCGGGAUCAGCCCCUUUGCUUCCAAUCCCGGGUAAAGGCUCGCUUACGGAAGUUGGAGCCCAUUCGAGGGGAAGAAGACCCUGGAGUCGACGAGCUCAGCUCCUAUCCGCAGAGAUCAUUUGGUGAGCACCACAAGCUCUGUCCUACCCCAGAGUCCCGAAUAUACGGUUCAGAUUUACCCCAGAUUUUGGGAUGGGGUUCAUGGGGUAGCUAGACACUUGAGCCUCCAAGUCUCUUUUCAUGCCUUUAUAAGGCUACCUUUCCUUUAUUUCUUUUAUAUCUACCCCAAUGUCUGCUUUUGAAAUUACAGCUUCUCCUGUCAUAGCGACACCUGUCCCAAUCGUCCCCGCAAACCGUUAUGUCCCCCAUCGCAGAAGAAAAGAUAAUGGGCGUCGAGCGCCAUGUUGAGAAUACCGCGUCCGUCAAAGUUGAUGACGACACUGAGGACACUUUUCGCCCACCGUCUAUUGGCCUUGCAGUGUGGCAGAAGCUUCUCGGUGUCGGCGUGGAGCUACGAGGCCUCGAGCCCGUUCCCUUAGACAAGCGGACCGAUCGUCGCUACAUCAAUAUAUGCACGAUUUUGGCAGCUUCCAUGAUUAGUUUGUUGCCGCUUGGUAUUGGACUUGCACCCACUCUUGUGUAUGGGCUGUCAUUUUCACAUGCUGCGGCCAUGAUUAUCUGCCUGCAGUUUGUGCUUAUCAUCCCAUCUGCUUAUAUCGCCACCAUUGCUCCCAAGACAGGCAUGAGACAAAUGGUCCAAGCACGAUAUUCCUUUGGAAAGUACUUCAACGGAUUCAACUCGCUUCUAGUUACUCUUGGAAGCGCUGGUUUUGGAAUUAUUGCUUGUGUUCAAGGGUCCCAGGUUCUCACAUCUAUCAAUCCCGAGAGGCUCCCUAUUGCCGUCUCAAUCACCAUUAUGAUGUUGGUAUCGCUGUUCCUUAGUUUCAUGGGCUAUAGCGUUCUGCAUUUUUUCGCGCGCUGGGCCUGGACUGCCACCCUAUUCGCUAUCGUCGUUCUUACAGGCACAUCAGGAGACAAGCUAUACCAGCAGGCUCCACCUAGGGCACAAGGCGCUCCGCCUUAUAUGGGUAUGGUGGCAUUGGCAGCUGCUAACAUGUUAACUUGGGUCAACAUCAUUGGCGAUUAUGCUUCAUAUAUGGCACCAGAGGCUCCAUCUAUCCUUAUAAUGUGCUAUGUCGUCGCAGGCCUUGCUGUCCCUUUCUCCCUAUUGAUGCUUCUCGGAGCUGCGAUUGGAGGCGCUAUACCCGUUAUCCCGGCAUGGGCUGAGGCCUACAAGCUAGGCGGUAUUGGCGGUGUCAUUGGCCAUGUUCUCAUCGAGCGACUUGGUGGUUUUGGCAAGUUUAUCCUUGUCAUUCUAGCGUUCUCAGUUGUCACGACAUGUGCUCGGGAUCUCUAUACCGUCUCUUUCAACGUCCCCGCAAUUUUGCCACCUCUACGGGUAGUUCCCCGAAUCGUCUGGGCAAUAGUUGCCACUGGAGCGAUGAUCGGUGUUGCGAUCGCGGCUUCGGCGAGCUUCUUAGAGUCAAUGGCCUCCUUCCUUCACAUCUGUGGAUACACGGCAGGAACAAACGCUUGUAUAUACCUGGUUGAAUGGUUUUAUUUCCGAAAGGCAAACCCUGCUUCAAUGGAUCCCGCUAUCUGGGACGAUGCCAGGGCUUUGCCUUCUGGUAUCGCUGCAGCGGCCGCAACGUUCAUUCCCUGGGCGCUUAUUGUUCCAAGCAUGCAGUCUGCUUGGUAUACUGGACCUAUCGCUAAGAAAGCUGGAGAUUUGGGGUUUGAAUUUGCCGUGGUGGGUGCUCUGUUGGUGUAUGCUCCCGUAAGAGCGCUUGAGAUCAAGUACAGAGGACAUUUGUGA
Molecule: messenger RNA, 2051 nt
Organism: Coccidioides immitis RS
Lineage: Eukaryota; Fungi; Ascomycota; Eurotiomycetes; Onygenales; Onygenaceae
Product: NCS1 nucleoside transporter
Exons: 4
Coding region: 534-2051 (505 amino acids)
Biological process (GO): transmembrane transport
Cellular component (GO): plasma membrane
Molecular function (GO): transmembrane transporter activity
Source: RefSeq, a predicted model, not a curated record